AUGUCCUCGCAAACGCUGGUGUGCCGCGUUUGUGGUGAUCGUAGCUCCGGCAAGCAUUACGGUACGGUUUGUUGUGAUGGGUGCUCUUGCUUCUUCAAGCGCAGUAUCCGCAAACGGGCAAUAUACACGUGCAUCUCUGGCCAGGGAGGCUGCUCGGUGGAUAAGGCACGGCGCAACUGGUGUCCCUUUUGUCGGUUACAGAAGUGUUUUCUGGUGGGUAUGAAUGCAGCAGCCGUGCAACAAGAGCGAGGUCCUAGGAAAGGCCAUGGGUUCUCGGUGCAGAUUCUGUCCCAAGUGCUGAUGGCGUGCAUCCGGCAAGUGCGUCAUAACGAGCACUUUGCCAUCUUCAGCCGGCUGCAGCAGAACGAGAUUCUGCGGCACGUGUGGUACGAAUGCUUUCUGCUUCGCGUGGCCAACUGGUCCAUCGACAUAUCGUCCCUGGUCGAACGCUGCUGCGACGGUCAUCUGCGGUCGGUGAUGGAGGACAUUAAGGCGUUGCGGGUGGAUCUCAUCGAACUGUCGUUGCUCGAGACGUUGAUCCUGUGCCGGAAAGAGUACGCGCUGAGCGUACGGGAAGCCAACCAGCUGGAACAUCUUGCCGAGCGGGCACUUAUCGCCCUUAGCCACUACACCUGGCAGCAGCAACCGGGUCAACUUACCACGGCGAAGGAGCACCGGUGCGCACCGUUUCGGGAAGUCCGGUGCCCAUCCACCGGGACGGUGGGUGGGCUAGCAGGAUCGUUGGUGGGCUUGGAACCGAAUGUGCAGCCUGCCGGUCUCGAACGAACUGUUUCAACCCGGUUAGGGAAACUGUUGCUGGGCCUUCGUACCGUGGCGCUGCGUUUUAACGAAUUUGCCGUCCGUGCAAUGCUGCGAGAGGUAAUUAGUGAUGAUGGGCUGACGCUAGAAACUAUCUUCACGAAACUGUAG
Messenger RNA from Anopheles maculipalpis, 930 nucleotides. It is a transcript of the gene Hr83, whose product is annotated as COUP transcription factor 2. The transcript is spliced from 5 exons. Gene Ontology annotation, molecular function: zinc ion binding; nuclear receptor activity; RNA polymerase II cis-regulatory region sequence-specific DNA binding. Gene Ontology annotation, biological process: regulation of transcription by RNA polymerase II; cell differentiation; anatomical structure development. Lineage: Eukaryota; Metazoa; Arthropoda; Insecta; Diptera; Culicidae. The record is from RefSeq and is a predicted model, not a curated record. The coding region runs from base 1 to 930 and encodes 309 amino acids.